ACCCGCUUUUCACCGUUGUCGUUUGAAAUUCGGCCCAAGAUGGCGGCGGCGGCGGCUGGGAGCGGGGCUGAGGCGGCGGCGGCUGCGGCGGCCAGGCUGAAGGGGGCGGAGGAAGAGGAGGAGACGGCGGCGGCGGCUGCGGCGGAGGAGGACGAGGAGGACAAGGAGCGAGACCGCAGCCGGGCUGGCAAGGCAGUGGGUGCGGCGGCAGCGGCGGGUGGGGAGAGCGAGGAAGAAGAGGAGGACGAGGACGGAGAGGACGUGGAUGUGUUCGAGGUGGAGAAGAUCCUAGACGUGAAGACCGAAGGGGGCAAAAUUCUCUACAAAGUACGGUGGAAAGGAUAUACCUCUGAUGAUGAUACCUGGGAACCAGAGGUUCAUUUGGAAGACUGCAAGGAAGUGCUGCUUGAAUUCAGAAAAAAAAUUGUGGACAAUAAGCCUAAACUUGUUAAAAAAGACAUACAGAAACUAUCUCUAAAUGAUGACGUAUUUGAAGCAGACUCUGACAGUGACUGGCAAGGUGAAACAAAAGGUGAUGUUUCACCAAAGAAGAAAAAGAAGAAGUCAAAAGAUGGAGAGGAUCGGAGUUCAGGUGACCUGAAGAAGAAAAUGUCUAAGUCUGCAAAACUCAAAGAAAAACCCAGAACAGAAUGUGAAAACUCCUCAGAUACUUUGGUUUUAGAUUCAAAACCAAAAAAAAGGACUUCAGAAACCAAGGAGGAUUCAAAGGACCCAAAGAAACAAAGGAAGGAAGAUACUAAAGAAGUCAAGAAAAAGAAGGGAGACGUUAAAGAUUUAAAGAUAAACUCUAAAGAAGAUUUUAAAGAAAAUAAAAAGUCACAGAAGGAGAAGGAUGGAGAUGUUCAGUUUGGCUCAGAGUCAGGUGUUCUAGAUGAUGUAUUUUCUCAAGGAACUGAUAAUGAAAAUUCAGGCUUAAAUUCUGAAAAUAAAGAUGAGAAGCAAAAAGUUGUAAGUGGAGAAGAGAGAUCAGAACAAGAAACUGCUGAAAAGGAUUCCAUUGUUGAUACGUAUCUUGAUGGAUCGGCCAGUAAUGAAGAUGAUAGUAUUGAUGAUAAGGUUAAAAUUAAAAAGAAAGUAAUUCUGAAAGCUGAAGAUUAUAAAGAGGAAGGUAAAAAAGUGGAAACUCAGGAUACCUAUUUAGAGAACAAAAACAUGCAUAAAAAGCAAAAAGGUCAAGAAAAAGUAAAAAUAGUAUCAGAGGAGUUGGAGAAAGUAUCACCUGCUCCUUCACCAGUGCAGAAGGUUUUAAAAUUGAGCUCUGACGAAAGGGGAUGCAAGUCCACUGAUUCAGCUGUGGAGGAGAAAGAAGUAAAGAAAACUGAAACAAAAGAAAAACCUCAAAAAGAGCCCGAAAAAGAAGAAAAGAGCAGAAAAGAACAAAAGGGCCUAAAAACUGCAGAAGAAAAAAGUGAAUAUUCUGAGAAUAACUGCAAAAGAGAAGAAUCUUCACUAGAAUAUAAACUCAUAGAAGAAUUAAAAUCAAAAGACAGCAAGGUGUACAAGGAAAGCAGGAACGUAAGAGAUGAAACAGACACAUGGACUUACAUUGCUGCAGGCGGUGAUCGAGAAGUAGUGGAUGUGUGUCGAAUGGAGAACUCUGAUGGCAAGCAACAAGUCUUGAGUUUGGGUAUGGACAUGCAGUUAGAAUGGCUGACACUAGAAGACUUUCAAAAGCAUCUUGAUGGAGAAGAUGAGAAUCGUUUGUCAACAAAACCGAUAUCAAAUACUCUCCUGAGGGAUGCUGUUAAAAGUGGAGAUUAUAUGACAGUAAAGAUGGCACUUUCCUCAAAUGAGGAAUAUAAUCUGGAUCAAGAGGACCCAAGUGGAAUGACCCUGGUAAUGCUUGCUGCUGCUGGUGGGCAUGAUGACCUUCUCCGGGUCCUAAUCAGGAAAGGAGCUAAAGUUAAUGGGAGACAGAAAAAUGGAACAACCGCAUUGAUACAUGCGGCUGAAAAGAAUUAUCUAACAACAGUAGCUAUUCUACUGGAAGCUGGGGCGUUUGUGAACAUGAAGCAGAGCAGUGGUGAAACUGCUUUAAUGAAGGCUUGUAAAAGAGGAAAUUCAGACAUAGUGCGGCUUAUGAUUGAAAGCGGAGCGGACUGUAACAUUUUGUCAAAACACCAGAACAGUGCGCUGCAUUUUGCUAAACAGUGCAAUAACCUACUGGUGUAUGAGCAGCUCAAGAGUCAUUUGGAAACGCUCUCAAGAGUAGCAGAGGACACCAUCAGGGAUUAUUUUGAAGCUCGUCUUGUUUUACUGGAGCCAGUCUUCCCAAUUGCGUGUCAUCGACUGUGUGAAGGGCCAGACUUCUCUACAGAUUUUAACUACAAACCCCCACAGAAUGUGCCAGAAGGAUCUGGAAUUCUUCUCUUUGUUUUCCAUUCAAAUUUCUUUGGUAAAGAAGUCGUUGCUCGGCUCUGCGGACCAUGCAGUGUACAAGCUGUGGUUUUAAAUGACAAAUUCCAGCUCCCUGUUUUUUUGGACAGUCACUUUAUUUAUUCCUUCAGCCCCACUGCAGGCCUUAACAAGCUUUUUAUACGGUUGGCAGACGCUCCUACUGCUAAGGUAAAGCUGCUGAUUGGAGCGUACAGAGUGCAGCUGCAGUGACCUCACAGCUGUGAGCAUGUCGAGUGGACGGACGUUGUUUUGGAUGUACUUCUGAUGUCUCUGUUUAGAGACUGACAGAGCAGUUUGGAACUUUUUGGUACCAUGCUCCUAAGACUGUGUUCCCAUCUCGCUGUCCCUUGCUGGCAGCCAUGUAGGAAAGUGUGCGUUGGAGAGAAGCUGAAUCUGAGGCACUGGUGGGACAGGGCUGUCGGCUUUUUUUACUUUGUACAGAUGUAGAUGUAAGUAUUUGUGCCAAUACAUGGAAUUCUGGUUUUCUUUAACCUGCUGAGUCCAGACUCUGUAUUUCAGCUUUUCCACAAUGUGGAAUGGUACAUAUAAGAACUAUUUAAGGUGAACUAUGUGAAAUGUCUUUUUUAAUAGAUUUUUUCCAUUUGUAAACUAAAGUUUUCUACUUACUCUCACAUUUCUAUGUACAAUGCAGAACUGCCAUAGUUUUUGAUCCGUGGGCAGAACUUACACUUUUAAGUUGUUGUGUUACAUUUAACUUUGAAUUGCGGAGGGCUGAUUUGGAACUGUUCCUGCUACUACCAAGAAAGCAGUUCCGCCUGGAGUGAUUCCCUCUGAACACAGUGAGAUCUGCAGGCACCAGCAGUGGCACUGGGAUAGUCCCAGCCACAGGAGGAGCACAGCUGGAUUCCUACUUACACCAGUGUUUAAAAACUACUUUUGUGUUAAGAGAAGCAACUGGUACUUUUGACUUUGACAUUCUUGGAUGUAUGGAAAAAUAAAUACAAGGUAAAAAUAGCAAACUAGAGAACUUGUAACUCCCUUCAGUGUGCAGGCAGUGCUUGAUGUAGGCUGAGAAGAUACAUCGACAAUCUCAGAUGUUCUCAGCUUGCCAGAUGAGAAAAUGUAUUAUCCUUUAAAGCAGGAAUCCAGUUCCUCAGUGCAAAGAGCUGCUUUUUAAGUAUAUUAUUACUAUUUAAAUGACAGCAGUUCUGUACCGGUCCUGUGCUGUAAAAUACAAAUGUAAUACUUCUGCAUGAAGUAUAGAAUAUUUUUCUUUGUAAAUUAACCAACAUCUUGAAAAGUAUAACAGAAAAAAAUAAAACCAGAUUGUGCCUUUGCUGUUCUGGUUGCCAUGUGUAGUUUACAUACCACUAUGUGACUAUAAUAUUGGAGAAACCCCUGCAGAUAAACUCUUGAUGUAUUUGAGUGCUUGCCAUCAAAAUGGUGCCGAUGUAUUAAGUAUUCAUUUAAAAAACGUGAUUUUUUUAAUACAAAGCUUAGUUAACCAGUUUUCCAUUUUAGGUUCUUAAAACCUUUUUUUUAUACUUAAGAGAUGCCAAGUGAGCGGGUACCAAAGCGCAUUGCUUCAGUUCUGUGGAGUAUUGCAUUGAGCUAUAAAAAGCGAGAACAGCAGCACAACCUACAACCACCUGCGUUGUUCUGGUUUAGAAUGGUUGCGUGUCUUUUGUGGUGAUGGGACAGAACUAAGUCUGAGGUUUAACAGAGUUGGUACCUCCACUUCUGAAAUACCUGACACCUCAUUUUGUGCAGUGUGAAAAGCACAGGCUGAGGCUUGGGGCUGACCCUGCCACCACUUGGGACUACUCAUGGCUCUGGGUCUUUUUAGUUGCUGCAUGUAUCCCUGGAUGAUGAACAUGGAGAGGGGACAUGCAUGAGUGUUCCCUUACGCUGGGGUGAUAGUGCCCAUGUGUAUGGCUCCCCCUUCCACAGUCACUCCUUGGUGUACAUGUAAGGGGAGUUGGCAUGUGUGUGACCACUGUGGUAAAUGUUGGAUCUGUUCAAGGCAGGGACAAAAAGUUUAGGAACUGAUGUCCACCUUACAUAAAUGCUGUCUAAAAAUAGUCAUGGUCCAGGAGCUGACAUAGCAAUUAGCUUGUCAACAGCUGAUAGGGAGUUUGUUUGGCUGGGGAUUUUGAUGUUUUUCUUGAGGCAUUUGAGAGAGAGGGAGUAGUUCUACAGGACAUGGAAAUAAAAUUUGGGUUCAUAAUACUUUUAUUAAGGGAUGGAUUUUGCAGCCAUCUUCCUCUUGUAGUUGGCAAUAUAAACCCCAUAUCACUGCUGAAGAUGCAUAAAAGGUGUAUGAAAA
This is a messenger RNA of Pezoporus flaviventris, 4705 nucleotides long. RefSeq names its product M-phase phosphoprotein 8 (gene MPHOSPH8). Lineage: Eukaryota; Metazoa; Chordata; Aves; Psittaciformes; Psittacidae. The coding region runs from base 40 to 2628 and encodes 862 amino acids. Gene Ontology annotation, cellular component: cytoplasm; nucleus. Gene Ontology annotation, molecular function: protein binding. The record is from RefSeq and is a predicted model, not a curated record. The transcript has 14 exons.